Ilex paraguariensis (yerba mate) is the source of this 484-nucleotide messenger RNA. NCBI's taxonomy places the organism in Eukaryota, Viridiplantae, Streptophyta, Magnoliopsida, Aquifoliales, Aquifoliaceae. The record is from the annotation of a GenBank genome assembly.
AUGCCAGCGGAGGAAAGACACAGGAGGGCAAAAUCUCUCCUUGAUAUCUCAGUUUUUGGAACAGAUGAACCGAUGAUAGUCAGCUACAGUUUGCUUUUACCUUCUCUUAAGAACAGAUUGCAAGUUGAAGUAAGAAGAAAGGUGCUCUGGGACACUAACUCCUGGAAAUUGCUGCUUCAUAGACCAAGCUGGAAAGAAGGGCACAAAAACAUCGAGUUCAUCACUCAUUUUGCUCAAUUCAUAUCAGAGACAGCACUGCCAAAUAGCACUUCUCUUGCAGACAGCCUGUGCAAAAUUAUAAAGAUGGGCUUUGCAUUUGGUUUCAAAGAGGAUGAGGUUGACUUCUUGCUGGUCACAGAAAACCUAGAGCUGUCGAUUGAGGACAAAAAAUUCCUUGAUUCCCUAUUUCCUCCUGCCAAGUCUCCUGUUCCAAUGCAACUUCAGUCAUACUGCCUGAAAGCACCUUGUACACCUGAAACUUCCU